Vitrella brassicaformis is the source of this 1199-nucleotide messenger RNA. NCBI's taxonomy places the organism in Eukaryota, Vitrellaceae. The record is from the annotation of a GenBank genome assembly.
CACACACAGACGGCGGCAAAGAGGAAAACUGCCACCACACACACGUAUCGUGUGUCACGCCCCUGCCAUCCUGCCCUCAUCGAGGGCCGCAUCACUUUCACCACCCACACACACCUCCCUGACCAGCGCAGUGAUCCAGGCAAAAGACGCCCGUGGCUGCGUCAAAAGGACAUCGUACUCCUUCUGGUAGUCAGCGAAGAAGCGGUCGUCCGCCUCAUUCUUCGCGUGGCCAAAGUCAUAGAAGCCUACCUUGAGGACGGCGUCGACUGAGAGGCCCUUGACCACAUGAGCGUCCCUGGGGCGGUCACCUGCACGACGGGCGACACGCAUCAUCAACAGCCGACCUGCUGCCAUCAUCUUGCCCACCUAUGACGAGCAGCCGCUUCGCCUCAGGCCUGGCGAAGAACUCUCUCGCCCACUUGGGCGCCAUGUGUUUCGUGAACGAGGACAUAGGCAUGCCACCCCCGCCACCAUCACUCUCACUCUCCGGCCACCAGCUUGUCAGGACGCCCUCCUCGUCCCACACACACUCAUUCGACAGGAUGGUCACGUUGCCAUAAAGACACCCGUGCUGCUGCAGCACCUCGGAGAUCACGUCAGUCACCUCAGCCGACACCACCAGAACAGGCACUCGCAUCUCGUUGAGCAGGUGGAGGAACUCUUUGGCGCCUUCGCGCAGCCGCACGCCGGCAUUGCGGACCAUUGGGGGGAUGAGAGAGCGUCUCAGACGGUGCUUGAUGAGGAGUGCAUGUCCGUAGAGCCACCAUUUCUCACGGAGAAGGUGCUCGGGCCACUGCAGCUUCCCGGGCAGCACUGACGAGUACUUCUCGAAGUUGAGCAGAUCACCAUACUCCUCUCUGAAGGCGUCACCAAGCGGCGAUGUGGCCAUGAUGCCGUGACACUCCUGAAACGCAUCCGAGUCGUGGCAUCGUUUCGCAUCACAUCAAUCAUCGUCACGCUUCUCUUUUGUGUACCUGUCUGGGGUCGACGCUGGCGCAUGUAAUCGUCCUGUCGAAGUCAAUGACGACGGCGAACUGCCCGUCCGACGAGCGCCUCAGCGCAUUGAUGAACGCUCUCCGCUUCAACGGAUAGGCGUCAGACUGCCACACAGCGUCGUUUUGGCAGAUCAUCUUCGACUGGCCUUCAGGGAGUCUGCCCAUCAUCGUCCUCUUCGCUUUUGGCGUCGCUUUCUCUGGCUG